Molecule: messenger RNA, 2907 nt
Organism: Coccomyxa subellipsoidea C-169
Lineage: Eukaryota; Viridiplantae; Chlorophyta; Trebouxiophyceae; Coccomyxaceae
Exons: 16
Coding region: 1-2907 (968 amino acids)
Biological process (GO): interstrand cross-link repair
Cellular component (GO): nucleus
Molecular function (GO): hydrolase activity, acting on acid anhydrides, in phosphorus-containing anhydrides; 5'-flap endonuclease activity; flap-structured DNA binding
Source: RefSeq, a predicted model, not a curated record
AUGGUGCUGAGGGAUCGCCAGCUGCAGCGCAGGAAGGCGCAGAAACCAGCUCUCCUCCCACAGCCAUUGGAAAGCGAAGAAGAGGCCUUGCAGUGCGGCAGGAAUCCUCCCCUCAAGCAGCUGCCACUGAACGAUGUAGAAAUCAACCGCCACCUCGAUAACUGCCUGGCGAAGGCAGCAACCUCUCGAGGCAAAUCCCAAACGACGCUGCGCUUUGCGCGUUCUGCACCUGCAUUGACCGAGGCAUGCAAAACAUCCGCAACACCCAACACCAACUCCAAACCCAGCGCCGAGCAGCCACUCCCCACCCGCCACACCAGCGCACCAACAGAGAACCCAGACAGCGGUGCAGCCGCAGACAGGGCGACUCGCAGGAGUCCCAGGACGUCAGACAAGUCAGCAGCGACAGAGAUCACCUCUCCCAUCAGAAAGAAGGGCCGCACGGACAGCAGUUGGUCCUCAUCUGCCAGCCAAGACAGCGAUGACUGGAUUCCCAACAGAGGCUCUACAGCCUCCUGCAGGGACAGCCCCAGUGCAGCAGGCCCAGUGUACCAGCAAGCCGCCAGCCCACAAAGGAGCUCAGCAGAGGACCGCGACACAGUCACAUUCAACACUUUUGCAGUGGGCCGCCGGUUUCAUCCAGUGAUCAAGGUGGUUGCAGGCCAAACAGCGGCGCUGAAGGCCGAGCCGAGCAAUGCCAGGGACCCCAACGCGCUGCUCGUAGUCAGUCACAGCGAGUCACCAGAGGGGGAGCAUUGCUUGGGCUACCUGCCGGCCACGAUUUCUGCCGCUUUAGCGCCUCUCCUGUCCUCGGGAGCCAUCUCAAUUCGGCUGUGUGCGGAGGGCGCAGUUGAGAAAGAGGCAGCGGCAGAGGGAGUUGAUGCAGCGAGAGUGGCGGCUGAGACACACGCCAGCUUGGCGCAGCAGAGGAGCGGGUCGGGCACCGGAGAAAUGCUGCGCAGCAACUUUGUGGUGGUUGCAGACCUCGUGCUGGGCCAGGAUGGACACCUGCUGUCCGAGGAAGAGCAAGCCACCACCGCCCUGUUCAAGGCAAGGACUUUGAGGGCUGAGUUGGAUGCUCCAGCGCAGUGUCUGUUCCUGCGUCUGUUCCAGCGCAGGAGGGACUGGUUCAGGAUGGCGGCCCUCAGCUACACAGAGGUGCCUGAGAUAGAUGCAGCCGUGGCUUCCCUUGUGGCCGCCGGAUUCGCGCGCACCUCGGACUCCGUCUCUCCUGAAGAGCGCAGCACGGUGGUGGAGAUGCUGACAGUGCCGGAGAUACUAGCGCUGCUGUCCACGCUGGGCCUGUCUGCCAAGGGGCGCGCGUCGUACGGCAUCCCUCGCAGCAAGCUGCUGGAAGCGCUGCUUGACGCCCUCCAUGCACAGCCCGGGCAGCGGGUGUGGGAGGAGGUUGAGCAGGUGACGGGCCGCUGCUGCGCGCUGGCGCCGGCCGCGGCGGAGUGGGCAGGCCGGCUGCAGCGGCUGUUCUUUCUGAACGAGGGCCAGGACCUGUCGCGCUUCCUGGUGGCGGACCUGGGGAUUAUGCCCUACCCGAGCUACACCGUCCGCCGCACGCGCCCCGUCUGGGCCUCCCGCUGUUCCCUCCUCGCCUAUGAGGCGGCCCUAGGCCACGCCGAGGCGCUGGACGCUGCUUUCGAGGCCGGCGACCAUGCAGCGGCGGUUGCGGCGCUGCGGCCGGCGUGGGACGCGGUGGAGGCGAAUCUGCACAAGGCCCCCCUCUCGCCAGCUCAGCCGGGGGGACCCCACGCCUGUUCUGGCUCGGCAGUUGCCGCGCAGCCGCUGGCGCACUGCCCAUUCCUGCUGCGCUUCUCUGCCGCGUGGGUCUAUGUUGCCAUGGCGACGGCGGGAGUGUCGCUGUUUGAGAAGCAGAAGCGCUACGAGGAGGCCUGUGACACCAUUCGCAAGCUGCUAGGAGGGGUGUGCUGUCCCAACAGGAGGGGUGAGUGGUGGGUGCGGCUGUCCAUCAACUCCGAGCACCUGGGCUGCCCAGAGAUGGCCCUGGAGGCGCGCACCUAUGGCCAUUGCAUUUCCACUUCUGUGGCGGAGGCAGCGCUGGCGGACGAGCAUGUGCGCGGUGGGGACCGGCUGGCGCUGCAGAGGCGUGCCCUCCGCCUGGGCAAGCCGCCACGCCGAUGGAAGCAGCCGCCCUGGGCCGCCCAAGUUCCGGCUGACCCUCGCGAGGUGUGCAUAGAGGGCCGGCCGAUAGCAAGCAAGAUCGGCACAAAGAGCAUGUUCUGGUCUGCGGAUGGGGAGGCAGUCAAGGUGGAGGAGCUGGCGCUGCAGUACUAUGCCAGUGAAGACGGCGGCGGCUGGCAAGGGGUGCACUCGGAGGGGGGAGUGUGGGCGACGCUGUGGGGGUUGCUGAUGUGGGAAGCACUCUUCGCUGACGUGGCGGACAGCCUGCGCACGCCCUUCCAGACUAGCCCCCUCGAUCUCCACACGCCCACCUUCUACACGGCGCGAAGGGAGCUGAUAGAGGGGCGGUUGGCGGAGAUAAGGAGCGGCGACGUGGGUGCGCUUGUGCGCGAGUCAUGGGAGGCCCACCACGGCAUCAUGUGCGUGGGCGUCAACUGGGAGCGCCAAGGCUUGGAUGAGCUGGUGGUGAUAGCGGACUGCAUCGGGGCCCAUGCACUGGCGUCCAUCUGCCGCCUGCUGGCAGAGGACCACGCCGGGUGGUCAGGUGGCAUGCCGGACCUGCUGCUGUGGCACCCAGAGCGGCGGCGCGCGAAGGCGUCGGAGGUGAAGGGCCCCCGCGACCGGCUGUCAGAGCAGCAGCGCGCGUGGGCCGCAGCGCUCUCCGCCGGUGGCAUGGAUGUCGAGGUGCUGAAAGUGCUGGAGCCAAGCACAAAGCCCAACAGCUGGCGCGGGCAGAGGCGCAGGCGUGCCUGA